AUGCUCGCACGACCAGGAGGUACUCGAGUCUGUCCGGCCAUUGGUCGGCGCGUGCAGGCCUACUUGUCGGCGCUGGCGACCGAGACGAACGCGACGCUCGGAGCUGCGUGCGAUGCGAAGGAGGCGACCCCGUCGGUGGCUGGAUCGGAUGUGGGCAGUACGUGUCGAAAUGGUCGGUCGAUCAAUGGUGGCGAUAGGAUGAACGCGCUCGCGUUGCGUGUGGCAGCUCUCGGUGCCGUGCUGACCCGCUGCUACAUCCCAUCCACGGAUCCAACCAUGCUCGCACGACCAGGAGGUACUCGAGUCUGUCCGGCCAUUGGUCGGCGCGUGCAGGCCUACUUGUCGGCGCUGGCCACCGAGACGAACGCGACGCUCGGAGCUGCGUGCGAUGCGAAGGAGGCGACCCCGUCGGUGGCUGGAUCGGAUGUGGGCAGUACGUGUCGAAAUGGUCGGUCGAUCAAUGGUGGCGAUAGGAUGAACGCGCUCGCGUUGCGUGUGGCAGCUCUCGGUGCCGUGCUGACCCGCUGCUACAUCCCAUCCACGGAUCCAACCAUGCUCGCACGACCAGGAGGUACUCGAGUCUGUCCGGCCAUUGGUCGGCGCGUGCAGGCCUACUUGUCGGCGCUGGCCACCGAGACGAACGCGACGCUCGGAGCUGCGUGCGAUGCGAAGGAGGCGACCCCGUCGGUGGCUGGAUCGGAUGUGGGCAGUACGUGUCGAAAUGGUCGGUCGAUCAAUGGUGGCGAUAGGAUGAACGCGCUCGCGUUGCGUGUGGCAGCUCUCGGUGCCGUGCUGACCCGCUGCUACAUCCCAUCCACGGAUCCAACCAUGCUCGCACGACCAGGAGGUACUCGAGUCUGUCCGGCCAUUGGUCGGCGCGUGCAGGCCUACUUGUCGGCGCUGGCCACCGAGACGAACGCGACGCUCGGAGCUGCGUGCGAUGCGAAGGAGGCGACCCCGUCGGUGGCUGGAUCGGAUGUGGGCAGUACGUGUCGAAAUGGUCGGUCGAUCAAUGGUGGCGAUAGGAUGAACGCGCUCGCGUUGCGUGUGGCAGCUCUCGGUGCCGUGCUGACCCGCUGCUACAUCCCAUCCACGGAUCCAACCAUGCUCGCACGACCAGGAGGUACUCGAGUCUGUCCGGCCAUUGGUCGGCGCGUGCAGGCCUACUUGUCGGCGCUGGCCACCACGAACGCGACGCUCGGAGCUGCGUGCGAUGCGAAGGAGGCGACCCCGUCGGUGGCUGGAUCGGAUGUGGGCAGUACGUGUCGAAAUGGUCGGUCGAUCAAUGGUGGCGAUAGGAUGAACGCGCUCGCGUUGCGUGUGGCAGCUCUCGGUGCCGUGCUGACCCGCUGCUACAUCCCAUCCACGGAUCCAACCAUGCUCGCACGACCAGGAGGUACUCGAGUCUGUCCGGCCAUUGGUCGGCGCGUGCAGGCCUACUUGUCGGCGCUGGCCACCACGAACGCGACGCUCGGAGCUGCGUGCGAUGCGAAGGAGGCGACCCCGUCGGUGGCUGGAUCGGAUGUGGGCAGUACGUGUCGAAAUGGUCGGUCGAUCAAUGGUGGCGAUAGGAUGAACGCGCUCGCGUUGCGUGUGGCAGCUCUCGGUGCCGUGCUGACCCGCUGCUACAUCCCAUCCACGGAUCCAACCAUGCUCGCACGACCAGGAGGUACUCGAGUCUGUCCGGCCAUUGGUCGGCGCGUGCAGGCCUACUUGUCGGCGCUGGCGACCACGAACGCGACGCUCGGAGCUGCGUGCGAUGCGAAAGAGGCGACCCCGUCGGUGGCUGGAUCGGAUGUGGGCAGUACGUGUCGAAAUGGUCGGUCGAUCAAUGGUGGCGAUAGGAUGAACGCGCUCGCGUUGCGUGUGGCAGCUCUCGGUGCCGUGCUGACCCGCUGCUACAUCCCAUCCACGGAUCCAACCAUGCUCGCACGACCAGGAGGUACUCGAGUCUGUCCGGCCAUUGGUCGGCGCGUGCAGGCCUACUUGUCGGCGCUGGCCACCACGAACGCGACGCUCGGAGCUGCGUGCGAUGCGAAGGAGGCGACCCCGUCGGUGGCUGGAUCGGAUGUGGGCAGUACGUGUCGAAAUGGUCGGUCGAUCAAUGGUGGCGAUAGGAUGAACGCGCUCGCGUUGCGUGUGGCAGCUCUCGGUGCCGUGCUGACCCGCUGCUACAUCCCAUCCACGGAUCCAACCAUGCUCGCACGACCAGGAGGUACUCGAGUCUGUCCGGCCAUUGGUCGGCGCGUGCAGGCCUACUUGUCGGCGCUGGCCACCACGAACGCGACGCUCGGAGCUGCGUGCGAUGCGAAGGAGGCGACCCGAUCGGUGGCUGGAUCGGAUGUGGGCAGUACGUGUCGAAAUGGUCGGUCGAUCAAUGGUGGCGAUAGGAUGAACGCGCUCGCGUUGCGUGUGGCAGCUCUCGGUGCCGUGCUGACCCGCUGCUACAUCCCAUCCACGGAUCCAACCAUGCUCGCACGACCAGGAGGUACUCGAGUCUGUCCGGCCAUUGGUCGGCGCGUGCAGGCCUACUUGUCGGCGCUGGCCACCACGAACGCGACGCUCGGAGCUGCGUGCGAUGCGAAGGAGGCGACCCGAUCGGUGGCUGGAUCGGAUGUGGGCAGUACGUGUCGAAAUGGUCGGUCGAUCAAUGGUGGCGAUAGGAUGAACGCGCUCGCGUUGCGUGUGGCAGCUCUCGGUGCCGUGCUGACCCGCUGCUACAUCCCAUCCACGGAUCCAACCAUGCUCGCACGACCAGGAGGUACUCGAGUCUGUCCGGCCAUUGGUCGGCGCGUGCAGGCCUACUUGUCGGCGCUGGCGACCACGAACGCGACGCUCGGAGCUGCGUGCGAUGCGAAGGAGGCGACCCCGUCGGUGGCUGGAUCGGAUGUGGGCAGUACGUGUCGAAAUGGUCGGUCGAUCAAUGGUGGCGAUAGGAUGAACGCGCUCGCGUUGCGUGUGGCAGCUCUCGGUGCCGUGCUGACCCGCUGCUACAUCCCAUCCACGGAUCCAACCAUGCUCGCACGACCAGGAGGUACUCGAGUCUGUCCGGCCAUUGGUCGGCGCGUGCAGGCCUACUUGUCGGCGCUGGCGACCACGAACGCGACGCUCGGAGCUGCGUGCGAUGCGAAGGAGGCGACCCGAUCGGUGGCUGGAUCGGAUGUGGGCAGUACGUGUCGAAAUGGUCGGUCGAUCAAUGGUGGCGAUAGGAUGAACGCGCUCGCGUUGCGUGUGGCAGCUCUCGGUGCCGUGCUGACCCGCUGCUACAUCCCAUCCACGGAUCCAACCAUGCUCGCACGACCAGGAGGUACUCGAGUCUGUCCGGCCAUUGGUCGGCGCGUGCAGGCCUACUUGUCGGCGCUGGCGACCACGAACGCGACGCUCGGAGCUGCGUGCGAUGCGAAGGAGGCGACCCGAUCGGUGGCUGGAUCGGAUGUGGGCAGUACGUGUCGAAAUGGUCGGUCGAUCAAUGGUGGCGAUAGGAUGAACGCGCUCGCGUUGCGUGUGGCAGCUCUCGGUGCCGUGCUGACCCGCUGCUACAUCCCAUCCACGGAUCCAACCAUGCUCGCACGACCAGGAGGUACUCGAGUCUGUCCGGCCAUUGGUCGGCGCGUGCAGGCCUACUUGUCGGCGCUGGCGACCACGAACGCGACGCUCGGAGCUGCGUGCGAUGCGAAGGAGGCGACCCCGUCGGUGGCUGGAUCGGAUGUGGGCAGUACGUGUCGAAAUGGUCGGUCGAUCAAUGGUGGCGAUAGGAUGAACGCGCUCGCGUUGCGUGUGGCAGCUCUCGGUGCCGUGCUGACCCGCUGCUACAUCCCAUCCACGGAUCCAACCAUGCUCGCACGACCAGGAGGUACUCGAGUCUGUCCGGCCAUUGGUCGGCGCGUGCAGGCCUACUUGUCGGCGCUGGCGACCACGAACGCGACGCUCGGAGCUGCGUGCGAUGCGAAGGAGGCGACCCGAUCGGUGGCUGGAUCGGAUGUGGGCAGUACGUGUCGAAAUGGUCGGUCGAUCAAUGGUGGCGAUAGGAUGAACGCGCUCGCGUUGCGUGUGGCAGCUCUCAGUGCCGUGCUGACCCGCUGCUACAUCCCAUCCACGGAUCCAACCAUGCUCGCACGACCAGGAGGUACUCGAGUCUGUCCGGCCAUUGGUCGGCGCGUGCAGGCCUACUUGUCGGCGCUGGCGACCACGAACGCGACGCUCGGAGCUGCGUGCGAUGCGAAGGAGGCGACCCGAUCGGUGGCUGGAUCGGAUGUGGGCAGUACGUGUCGAAAUGGUCGGUCGAUCAAUGGUGGCGAUAGGAUGAACGCGCUCGCGUUGCGUGUGGCAGCUCUCGGUGCCGUGCUGACCCGCUGCUACAUCCCAUCCACGGAUCCAACCAUGCUCGCACGACCAGGAGGUACUCGAGUCUGUCCGGCCAUUGGUCGGCGCGUGCAGGCCUACUUGUCGGCGCUGGCGACCACGAACGCGACGCUCGGAGCUGCGUGCGAUGCGAAGGAGGCGACCCGAUCGGUGGCUGGAUCGGAUGUGGGCAGUACGUGUCGAAAUGGUCGGUCGAUCAAUGGUGGCGAUAGGAUGAACGCGCUCGCGUUGCGUGUGGCAGCUCUCGGUGCCGUGCUGACCCGCUGCUACAUCCCAUCCACGGAUCCAACCAUGCUCGCACGACCAGGAGGUACUCGAGUCUGUCCGGCCAUUGGUCGGCGCGUGCAGGCCUACUUGUCGGCGCUGGCCACCACGAACGCGACGCUCGGAGCUGCGUGCGAUGCGAAGGAGGCGACCCCGUCGGUGGCUGGAUCGGAUGUGGGCAGUACGUGUCGAAAUGGUCGGUCGAUCAAUGGUGGCGAUAGGAUGAACGCGCUCGCGUUGCGUGUGGCAGCUCUCGGUGCCGUGCUGACCCGCUGCUACAUCCCAUCCACGGAUCCAACCAUGCUCGCACGACCAGGAGGUACUCGAGUCUGUCCGGCCAUUGGUCGGCGCGUGCAGGCCUACUUGUCGGCGCUGGCCACCACGAACGCGACGCUCGGAGCUGCGUGCGAUGCGAAGGAGGCGACCCCGUCGGUGGCUGGAUCGGAUGUGGGCAGUACGUGUCGAAAUGGUCGGUCGAUCAAUGGUGGCGAUAGGAUGAACGCGCUCGCGUUGCGUGUGGCAGCUCUCGGUGCCGUGCUGACCCGCUGCUACAUCCCAUCCACGGAUCCAACCAUGCUCGCACGACCAGGAGGUACUCGAGUCUGUCCGGCCAUUGGUCGGCGCGUGCAGGCCUACUUGUCGGCGCUGGCGACCACGAACGCGACGCUCGGAGCUGCGUGCGAUGCGAAGGAGGCGACCCGAUCGGUGGCUGGAUCGGAUGUGGGCAGUACGUGUCGAAAUGGUCGGUCGAUCAAUGGUGGCGAUAGGAUGAACGCGCUCGCGUUGCGUGUGGCAGCUCUCGGUGCCGUGCUGACCCGCUGCUACAUCCCAUCCACGGAUCCAACCAUGCUCGCACGACCAGGAGGUACUCGAGUCUGUCCGGCCAUUGGUCGGCGCGUGCAGGCCUACUUGUCGGCGCUGGCCACCACGAACGCGACGCUCGGAGCUGCGUGCGAUGCGAAGGAGGCGACCCGAUCGGUGGCUGGAUCGGAUGUGGGCAGUACGUGUCGAAAUGGUCGGUCGAUCAAUGGUGGCGAUAGGAUGAACGCGCUCGCGUUGCGUGUGGCAGCUCUCGGUGCCGUGCUGACCCGCUGCUACAUCCCAUCCACGGAUCCAACCAUGCUCGCACGACCAGGAGGUACUCGAGUCUGUCCGGCCAUUGGUCGGCGCGUGCAGGCCUACUUGUCGGCGCUGGCCACCACGAACGCGACGCUCGGAGCUGCGUGCGAUGCGAAGGAGGCGACCCCGUCGGUGGCUGGAUCGGAUGUGGGCAGUACGUGUCGAAAUGGUCGGUCGAUCAAUGGUGGCGAUAGGAUGAACGCGCUCGCGUUGCGUGUGGCAGCUCUCGGUGCCGUGCUGACCCGCUGCUACAUCCCAUCCACGGAUCCAACCAUGCUCGCACGACCAGGAGGUACUCGAGUCUGUCCGGCCAUUGGUCGGCGCGUGCAGGCCUACUUGUCGGCGCUGGCGACCACGAACGCGACGCUCGGAGCUGCGUGCGAUGCGAAGGAGGCGACCCCGUCGGUGGCUGGAUCGGAUGUGGGCAGUACGUGUCGAAAUGGUCGGUCGAUCAAUGGUGGCGAUAGGAUGAACGCGCUCGCGUUGCGUGUGGCAGCUCUCGGUGCCGUGCUGACCCGCUGCUACAUCCCAUCCACGGAUCCAACCAUGCUCGCACGACCAGGAGGUACUCGAGUCUGUCCGGCCAUUGGUCGGCGCGUGCAGGCCUACUUGUCGGCGCUGGCGACCACGAACGCGACGCUCGGAGCUGCGUGCGAUGCGAAGGAGGCGACCCCGUCGGUGGCUGGAUCGGAUGUGGGCAGUACGUGUCGAAAUGGUCGGUCGAUCAAUGGUGGCGAUAGGAUGAACGCGCUCGCGUUGCGUGUGGCAGCUCUCGGUGCCGUGCUGACCCGCUGCUACAUCCCAUCCACGGAUCCAACCAUGCUCGCACGACCAGGAGGUACUCGAGUCUGUCCGGCCAUUGGUCGGCGCGUGCAGGCCUACUUGUCGGCGCUGGCCACCACGAACGCGACGCUCGGAGCUGCGUGCGAUGCGAAGGAGGCGACCCCGUCGGUGGCUGGAUCGGAUGUGGGCAGUACGUGUCGAAAUGGUCGGUCGAUCAAUGGUGGCGAUAGGAUGAACGCGCUCGCGUUGCGUGUGGCAGCUCUCGGUGCCGUGCUGACCCGCUGCUACAUCCCAUCCACGGAUCCAACCAUGCUCGCACGACCAGGAGGUACUCGAGUCUGUCCGGCCAUUGGUCGGCGCGUGCAGGCCUACUUGUCGGCGCUGGCGACCACGAACGCGACGCUCGGAGCUGCGUGCGAUGCGAAGGAGGCGACCCCGUCGGUGGCUGGAUCGGAUGUGGGCAGUACGUGUCGAAAUGGUCGGUCGAUCAAUGGUGGCGAUAGGAUGAACGCGCUCGCGUUGCGUGUGGCAGCUCUCGGUGCCGUGCUGACCCGCUGCUACAUCCCAUCCACGGAUCCAACCAUGCUCGCACGACCAGGAGGUACUCGAGUCUGUCCGGCCAUUGGUCGGCGCGUGCAGGCCUACUUGUCGGCGCUGGCCACCACGAACGCGACGCUCGGAGCUGCGUGCGAUGCGAAGGAGGCGACCCCGUCGGUGGCUGGAUCGGAUGUGGGCAGUACGUGUCGAAAUGGUCGGUCGAUCAAUGGUGGCGAUAGGAUGAACGCGCUUGCGUUGCGUGUGGCAGCUCUCGGUGCCGUGCUGACCCGCUGCUACAUCCCAUCCACGGAUCCAACCAUGCUCGCACGACCAGGAGGUACUCGAGUCUGUCCGGCCAUUGGUCGGCGCGUGCAGGCCUACUUGUCGGCGCUGGCCACCACGAACGCGACGCUCGGAGCUGCGUGCGAUGCGAAGGAGGCGACCCCGUCGGUGGCUGGAUCGGAUGUGGGCAGUACGUGUCGAAAUGGUCGGUCGAUCAAUGGUGGCGAUAGGAUGAACGCGCUCGCGUUGCGUGUGGCAGCUCUCGGUGCCGUGCUGACCCGCUGCUACAUCCCAUCCACGGAUCCAACCAUGCUCGCACGACCAGGAGGUACUCGAGUCUGUCCGGCCAUUGGUCGGCGCGUGCAGGCCUACUUGUCGGCGCUGGCCACCACGAACGCGACGCUCGGAGCUGCGUGCGAUGCGAAGGAGGCGACCCCGUCGGUGGCUGGAUCGGAUGUGGGCAGUACGUGUCGAAAUGGUCGGUCGAUCAAUGGUGGCGAUAGGAUGAACGCGCUCGCGUUGCGUGUGGCAGCUCUCGGUGCCGUGCUGACCCGCUGCUACAUCCCAUCCACGGAUCCAACCAUGCUCGCACGACCAGGAGGUACUCGAGUCUGUCCGGCCAUUGGUCGGCGCGUGCAGGCCUACUUGUCGGCGCUGGCGACCACGAACGCGACGCUCGGAGCUGCGUGCGAUGCGAAGGAGGCGACCCCGUCGGUGGCUGGAUCGGAUGUGGGCAGUACGUGUCGAAAUGGUCGGUCGAUCAAUGGUGGCGAUAGGAUGAACGCGCUCGCGUUGCGUGUGGCAGCUCUCGGUGCCGUGCUGACCCGCUGCUACAUCCCAUCCACGGAUCCAACCAUGCUCGCACGACCAGGAGGUACUCGAGUCUGUCCGGCCAUUGGUCGGCGCGUGCAGGCCUACUUGUCGGCGCUGGCGACCACGAACGCGACGCUCGGAGCUGCGUGCGAUGCGAAGGAGGCGACCCCGUCGGUGGCUGGAUCGGAUGUGGGCAGUACGUGUCGAAAUGGUCGGUCGAUCAAUGGUGGCGAUAGGAUGAACGCGCUCGCGUUGCGUGUGGCAGCUCUCGGUGCCGUGCUGACCCGCUGCUACAUCCCAUCCACGGAUCCAACCAUGCUCGCACGACCAGGAGGUACUCGAGUCUGUCCGGCCAUUGGUCGGCGCGUGCAGGCCUACUUGUCGGCGCUGGCCACCACGAACGCGACGCUCGGAGCUGCGUGCGAUGCGAAGGAGGCGACCCCGUCGGUGGCUGGAUCGGAUGUGGGCAGUACGUGUCGAAAUGGUCGGUCGAUCAAUGGUGGCGAUAGGAUGAACGCGCUCGCGUUGCGUGUGGCAGCUCUCGGUGCCGUGCUGACCCGCUGCUACAUCCCAUCCACGGAUCCAACCAUGCUCGCACGACCAGGAGGUACUCGAGUCUGUCCGGCCAUUGGUCGGCGCGUGCAGGCCUACUUGUCGGCGCUGGCCACCACGAACGCGACGCUCGGAGCUGCGUGCGAUGCGAAGGAGGCGACCCCGUCGGUGGCUGGAUCGGAUGUGGGCAGCGAGCUGCGGUGCGAGCAGACGAACGCGACGCUCGGAGCUGCGUGCGAUGCGAAGGAGGCGACCCCGUCGGUGGCUGGAUCGGAUCGUGCGUAG
Molecule: messenger RNA, 8997 nt
Organism: Phytophthora sojae
Lineage: Eukaryota; Oomycota; Peronosporomycetes; Peronosporales; Peronosporaceae
Exons: 68
Coding region: 1-8997 (2998 amino acids)
Source: RefSeq, a predicted model, not a curated record